Molecule: messenger RNA, 539 nt
Organism: Cokeromyces recurvatus
Lineage: Eukaryota; Fungi; Mucoromycota; Mucoromycetes; Mucorales; Mucoraceae
Product: ankyrin repeat-containing domain protein
Exons: 4
Coding region: 84-428 (114 amino acids)
Molecular function (GO): protein binding
Source: RefSeq, a predicted model, not a curated record
GAUUCUUAUUACCUCCAUUAAUAGAUACGCCACUCUCUAUCAAGCCUAUUUCAGCUCCUAAUAUCAACUUACAUUAAAUUAUUAUGAGUACCUUCUCAUCGACUAAUCAAUUUAUACAUAAAGUAUUAAAAACUAUUGAUAAUAAAGACCAAGUUGAAAAGAUAGUCAAAGACAAUCAACAAGCUAUUAAUGAAAAAGAUGAACACGGCGACACUUUACUUCAUUUUGCUUCAAGAAUUCAUAACUUACCUAUUAUGUCCUUACUCAUUCAACAUGGUGCAGAUCCAGAAGCCAUCAAUGAGCAUGGAAGAAGACCCAUUCAUGAAGCUAUUGAUUCACUCGAAUGUCUUGUAUUUCUUAUUCAAACUUGUCAUGUUGAUGUGAAUGCCAUGAAAAGAGGUGAUUGGACACCUGUUAUGAUUGCAUGAAAUUUUGAAGUGGUAAAAGUUUUAGUUGAAGCAGGCGCCUUAUUAAAUAGAACCACUAAAGAUGGAAGAACAGCUUUAUACUUGGCUGUACAAGAAGGGCAUGUUGAAGUG